Molecule: messenger RNA, 2008 nt
Organism: Homarus americanus (American lobster)
Lineage: Eukaryota; Metazoa; Arthropoda; Malacostraca; Decapoda; Nephropidae
Exons: 4
Coding region: 357-1313 (318 amino acids)
Source: RefSeq, a predicted model, not a curated record
ACCACUGAGACACUCCCUGAACGGUCAAUGUUUACAUUUUAUUCGCGUCAUUUAAAUAACAUUAAAUCAUCCCCCAGAUAUUUAAAUAUCUUUUAGUAAAUAUUUACUUUCAGUUUAAAUGGCCCUCGUCCUGUAAUGGUUGGAGUCUUGCGUCUAAGAUGAAAUUUAGUAGAAUGUGCAGUGAUUUAUCCUGUGAUGAUACAAUGGUACAAUAAAUGUAAUAAUGUAAAACUGGAAAUGACUGAAUAAAUAGAAAAUAGUAUAGUUACUUAUACUAUUUAUAUCAAGCACUACCAUAAGAACUCUUUGUAGGUGUCUUGUUAGAGACUAAAUGGACAAAAGAAAAAUCAAGAAUCAUGUGGAAAACUUUCAAUGUAAGUGAAAAAAAUGAAGAAGCCUUCAGAGAAUUAUGUAAACAAUUUCGGCAGAGUCCUGGCGUUUUCCAGUGUAAGCACGUGGACUUAAUGAACUAUGAAGAAAAAAAUACUCAACAAAAUAUGGAGAGAGACAAAAGCACACAAAAGAGAAAGAUUAUAUUAGGUACCAGCACUACAUCAUCUGUGGGCACUUCUAAGACAAAGUCCCAGUUGUCCAGCAAACCUGAUGUUAAGACAAUGCAAAAAAAAAUAAUAAGUUCUCUAAGCAGUUCAGAAAAAUUUGACUUAAGUUUUUAUAAUUCAGUUGAGCCACUUGAUGCGUGUAGUAGCAAUGCCCUCAUAAUAAAUGAUGAACACUUGGUUCAGAUCUGCAAGAAAAGUGAAAAAUCAGGGGAACCUGCAGCAGCUCUACUGGGAAGACUUCUUAUAUUGCCCAAGCUGUACCACCUGCCCAGCAAACUAUCCACACCAGCUGUUGAAGCAUUAUUGGAGUUCCUUCAGUGGCACACAGCUGUGAUGGUGACCCAUGUCUUGGUGCCUGUGCUACAGUACUGCCCAGAAACUGGUGAACAACACAGAGAUGUGGUGGCACACCUUGUGUCAGAAUGUUCAUAUGGCUAUGUUACACAAAUGCUGAGUGCCAUCGCUAUGAGAGUGUCAAUACGUGAUGAUGAUGUGCAGAUUUUUCAACUGUUAUGUGACCAUGCUGAUCAACAGUCCACUGCAACACACAAAGCAGCCCUAGCUUUCUUAAAAAAGACUGCAGACAAAUACAAAACUUAUGUCAAAUUUGGCCAGUGUCUAUUAUUUGUAGUCAAGAAAAUGGGCCAAUACAUUGAGGACCAUGAGAGCCUCCAGUUAAUUGUCAACAAUCAUUCUUCAAGCUUAAAAAAAGCUAUAGAGGUACAAAUGAAAAAAGCUAAGAAGAGUCGAUAAUCUUACGUAAUGUAUUCAGUGUUGAUAAUAAAAGCGUGUUAUUUUUUUUAACUUUUUAAGCCAUAAAUUAAUCACACAAAUAACAAGUGUCCUUUCUUUUUUUACACUAUAUAGUGACAAAUUUUAUGUAUAUUGUACUGUAUAUUCUACUUCAAUACUUUCUAAUUAAAGCAUACUGUAUUACUUUGUAUUAUUGAUUGCUUGUUACCAAGUGAAACCAAUAAAAAGAUGAAUAUGCCAGUGGGACAGUCAUUAAACUAUUACUAGCCAAGUUUUGUUGAUGAAUAAUCACUUAUACAAAGGCUUCAGAGUAAUGAAACUUUUCACCAGGAAUAAACUACCCUACAGAAUUAUAAGAUAGGGGAGGCACCUGACUUUUUCUAGUUUUCACUUGGUAUUAUCAUGAUGACCAAGAAAAUAUAAUUUUCAAAUUUAUGUUUUGCUUUGUUGGUUCAUACAAAAAUACAAAUAAAUGUAUGUAAAGGAGAAUAUUUUCUCAGUAUACUGUAAUAGAGGCAUGAGUGGUAAUUGCUAGUAUGCUAUAUACAGGAAACCUUUAUUUUUUCUAAAUUUUAUAUCAUCAGAACUGCAGUUUGUACAUCAUCAAUAGAUCCAUUGCUCACAUAAAUUACCUUGCAUAUGCAGCAAGUGCUGUGCUAUACCUACUCUUAAUAAACAGUAUCACCUACUACUGA